Bubalus bubalis (water buffalo) is the source of this 5539-nucleotide messenger RNA. It is a transcript of the gene EDIL3, whose product is annotated as EGF like repeats and discoidin domains 3. The transcript is spliced from 14 exons. The record is from RefSeq and is a predicted model, not a curated record. NCBI's taxonomy places the organism in Eukaryota, Metazoa, Chordata, Mammalia, Artiodactyla, Bovidae. Gene Ontology annotation, molecular function: calcium ion binding. The coding region runs from base 1036 to 2448 and encodes 470 amino acids.
CUCCAGGAGCUGUUUCAGGAGCACAGACUUAAGAGGGUAGAGAGUUGUUGAGAUCACCUGAUACUGAACCAUUCCCUGAUGUGAAGCAAGAUAAAAGGCUGAGAUGCCAAGGUUUGCAGCAAAUAUAGGGUUAUUUUCAAGGCAGCUAAGCAGGGAAAUGGGAGAACAAUUCUUAAAUCUCCCUGAAUGCAAGGGGCUUGGGGUACUUCUGAGAUAAAGCCACUGUGCAGUAUGAGGCAUAGGGGGUGUGGGGAAGUGUGAGUGGAAAAAGGUGCAGCAAUGAGCAUUCCUCCUUCUGCGCAGGCGUAAGGAGGCUACAGGCCUCAGCACUUUUCAAGGAGUUUAGCAGAAGGCUCUUAGCAUGGUCUGAGGUUGGAGUUUUCAACCCUCUGGCAUCCAAAGGUUCAAGACUGGGCCUCUCCAGGCUCUACCAGCUCAGCUAGAACCAGACAGAGUUGACUUCAAGUUCCUGGAAAACAGCUCUGGCAAACAUCUUACUGUUUGGACUAUGUGCCACUUGGAGGAUGCACAAGUCUUAAAAAUCACUUUUUUUUUAGUGAAACAGGUAUAGGUGAAAUUGAUUCAACUAGUGAUAACCCACAGUUUCACAUCUGGACUGAAUUCAUGACUGAACCCCUUUAAGGCCUUUAAAUAAACCUUUCAGAGUCUAGCAGGCAGAAUCGGACAUUUCUUCUUGCAGCCAUUCAAGACAAGCCUCCUAUAGAGGACCCUUUCCAGCUGCAGUGAAUCAGAGAUUCAGCAUGAAGAGGAUUCAGUCCACCUGUUGCUGGCUUUAAGAUGGAGGAAGGCAGCCAGAAACCAGGGAACAGAACUCUUUCUAGAAGAAAUGUUCUCCAGCAGAAAUACAGCCCCUACUGACACCUUGAUUUGUCUCCAUUGAGACCCAUGUUGGACUUCCAACGGAUGGUACUCUAAGGAAACUAGAAAAGUGUCCUCCAAAGUGGCUAUGUCAUUUUGCAUCUCCACCAACGAUGAAACAAAGUUCCUUUUGUUCCAUAUCUUCACCAGCAUUUCAUGAUACCAAUGUUCCAGAAGUUGGCCAUUAUAAUAGGUGAUAUUUGUGAUCCCAAUCCUUGUGAAAAUGGAGGUAUCUGCUUGUCAGGACUGUCUGACGGUUCCUUUUCCUGCAAGUGUCCAGAUGGCUUCACAGGUCCCAACUGUUCUAGUAUUGUGGAGGUUGCAUCAGAUGAUGAAGAGCCAACUUCAGCAGGUCCCUGCACUCCUAAUCCAUGCCAUAAUGGAGGAACCUGCGAAAUAAGUGAAGCGUACCGAGGAGAUACAUUCAUAGGCUAUGUUUGUAAAUGUCCCCGAGGAUUUAAUGGGAUUCACUGUCAGCACAAUAUAAAUGAAUGUGAAGCUGAGCCCUGCAAAAAUGGUGGGAUAUGUACAGACCUUGUUGCUAACUAUUCCUGUGAGUGCCCAGGGGAAUUCAUGGGAAGAAAUUGUCAGUACAAAUGCUCUGGACCAUUGGGAAUUGAAGGGGGAAUCAUUUCAAAUCAGCAAAUCACAGCUUCAUCUACCCACCGAGCUCUUUUUGGACUCCAGAAGUGGUAUCCCUACUAUGCACGUCUGAAUAAGAAGGGACUUAUAAAUGCCUGGACAGCUGCAGAAAAUGACAGAUGGCCAUGGAUUCAGAUAAAUUUACAGAGAAAAAUGAGAGUUACUGGUGUGAUUACUCAAGGAGCCAAGAGGAUUGGAAGUCCAGAGUAUAUCAAAUCCUACAAAAUAGCAUAUAGUAAUGAUGGAAAAACUUGGACAAUGUACAAAGCGAAAGGCACCAAUGAAGACAUGGUAUUCCAUGGAAACGUUGAUAACAACACACCCUAUGCUAACUCUUUCACACCCCCCAUAAAAGCUCAAUAUGUGAGACUCUACCCUCAAGUUUGUCGAAGGCAUUGCACUUUGAGAAUGGAACUUCUUGGAUGUGAACUGUCAGGCUGUUCUGAGCCUCUGGGGAUGAAAUCAGGACAUAUACAAGACUAUCAGAUCACUGCCUCCAGCAUCUUCAGAACUCUCAAUAUGGACAUGUUCACUUGGGAACCAAGGAAAGCCCGGCUGGACAAGCAGGGCAAAGUGAAUGCUUGGACCUCCGGCCACAAUGACCAAUCACAGUGGCUACAGGUGGAUCUUCUAGUCCCUACCAAAGUGACUGGCAUUAUCACACAAGGAGCUAAAGAUUUUGGUCAUGUGCAGUUUGUAGGCUCCUACAAACUAGCUUACAGCAAUGACGGAGAACACUGGACCGUAUACCAGGAUGAAAAGCAAAGAAAAGAUAAGGUUUUCCAGGGCAAUUUUGACAAUGAUACUCACAGAAAAAACGUCAUUGAUCCUCCCAUCUAUGCACGGCACAUAAGGAUCCUUCCUUGGUCCUGGUACGGGAGGAUCACACUGAGGUCGGAGCUGUUGGGCUGCACAGAGGAAGAGUGAAGACACAUCACAGGCCUCCUCUCUAUUUUCCUUAAGUAUCUCCAUAGAAUGAACUCUGCAAAAUCCAUAGGAAACGGAACAGGAUUUUUCAUGAAAAGUGCUCAAAUUAUGGUAGGCCACUAACUGUCUUCUUAAGGAGGUCUAAGCCUGCCUUUUCAAUGGUUUAAUUUGAUUUUUAUCAUUUAAAUUCCUUAAGCAACAUCACAUUAACUGUGAAUUCGUUUUUUCAUUGUUUUCUUAUUUAUACUGGUUGAAAUGCAUUAGGCAAAGAAAGUAGCACUCUUGAUAGCAAGGGUAAAACAAUCUUAUAGUUAUCAAAUAAAUAUCUUAUAGUUAUCAAAUAAAAGCAAGAGUUGUCAGAGCUUUCAUGAUCAAUACUGAACUUAUAAAAAGAAUACUGCAAUGUUAGCAAUAAGUUUUGUCCUUCUGUAAUGAGUCUAUAUUAUCCUAAUUAUUCCCUGGUGCCUACCAAACACGGUCAGUGUUUGUAAUCGAAUUUUGAAGAUGAAUCUGUAACAUGCAGUACUAAUUGAUAUUAUAAUUUUCAUUUGACUUUUAUUUCUAAUCAGAGAUUAUAUGAUCUUACUUUCUGUACUAUUCUAUAUUCUAUAUAUUAUAUACUGCCUGAAUAAGUUCAUAUUUUUCCCAGUUGAUUUUUGUCCUGUUAUUUGCCCAAAAAAGUAUGCUUGUGUAUAUGUAUAUAUAUAUAUACGUGUGUGCCCAUAUACACACACACACACAUAUACAUGUGAAACAGGAUUGAGUAUCAGUAGACUGAGCAUAUUUAAUAUCAUUAGAUUAAAUCUGCAAUUCUUUUGUUUUUGAAGGAAGCUAUAACUAUGUAAUCUUCAAAUACUUCCUUAAUUAAAGACCCCAGUACUACCAUCUUGCAAAAUAAACAACCAAAUCCCAUUGUUUCUUUAAAGCAAAAUUUAAAUCUUUGUUUUGAUGGUAUUUACAAAUAGUCUUAUCUUCACUUUAAAAUAAUAGAAUAAUUAUUUGUCUAUUUUUAAAAAAAUUUAGCAGACAAAUACUGACAUAGUACUGCAUAACUUGGCCAAGCAUACUCAUCCUUUCUUUGUUCACCUCUGCAUUUCCUGUGAAACUAGAAUUUUAUUGAAUUCUAUUGAGGUUUGAAACUGGUGAUGGUUUCUCAGGAAAGCACAGCGUGUAGAUAUUUGUGAGGAGAAAAGUAUUUACUAAUGGCAAAGUAGUCAACCAUUUUCAAGGCAAAAAUUGAUUUCUAUUUAUUUUGCUUCAAAGGUCCUGAAAAAAUAAGCAAUUAUCAUAACGAUUUGUUAUUGAUAAUGGAGGUUUCAUUGACAUUCUCACAAAUUAAAGUUCUCACUGCCUCCAUGAAAGUCCUCAACAUCUAAUUUAUAAACUUUACCAGUGUUUGUUUUAUUAAGGCUUAGACACGGAAUUAUUGGAGUUUUAAAUUAAGGGUUCUGGAAAAAAAAGUAUGGUAUGUGUACAAAGCUUUGAGGUCCUGUGCAACACUAAGUUGUUUUUGUUUUUUUUUUUUUUUCGUUAUUAUUUGUGCUGCAUUACAAAACCCACUAGAUUGUUACUGUCUUGUCUGUCCAUGUGUUAACAGCAUUUCUUGAUGAUGUAUAUAUAGAGUGGUCUUCAAUCAUAGUGAUGAUUUAUAAAGAGAAAGUCAAUCAUAAUGGCAUUUUUAAUAAAAGCAAAAUUAGGACUGGCUGGCCACGUAUUUGUCCUAUGCCUACAUGCUUUCUACUUCAGACUCUUAUUGUAAAUUUGAAGCAUCUGAAAUGGUGAUCAGUUUUUAGCAUAUUAAAAAAAAAAGCGCUGCCAUAUCAUCAAUAACAUCUUCUUAAGAUAGCUUUAAAUUAGGAAUGUAACUAUAUUUAAUUUACUAAAUUGUAAGAUCAUAUCACAAAUAAAUACUUUGGGUCAAAGGUAUAUACACAUUUACUCUGUAGCCAAUGGCCCUUAUGUCUUUAAAGAUUUACUGUCCCGCCAAACUCUCCCUUGUAGGUUAUGCACAAUUCUUGAUUCUCUACAGAGUGUAUUUUUAAAGUUGUUAUGAGUAAUUUUUUGCAAUAAUUUACUUUCUCAGAAUUAUUCAUUGCUUCUUAUGAUGUUUUAUUUCAUUGGUAGUUUUUUCAAAAAAAAAUAUUUUCAAAGAGUUUGCUAAAAUGUUGCUACCUUUUAUUAGAAAUACAUAGAAAUGGCUUUUGCCUCUUUGUGCAUUUUCUCGCUUCUGUAUAUGCUUUUCACCAACAUGGAAUCUCUCUUUAACCCACAAUGCCCCAGAUUAAUGACAAUAAAGAGAUUCCCUGUAGAAAUGUAUUGUGAGGUAGUAUAUAGCUUUUGCGUAAUUUCUAUCAAUGACAUUAAAGUGAAGCAGAUUUAUUCUGUUUAAAUUCACAGUAAAGCAAGUAAAACCUCAUAAGCACAAGGCACAGAAGAUCACCUAGCCUUCACCUUGAGUAACUCUAACAUGCUAAUUUUAUAAUCUAUUAAAUUAUUAUAAUUUUAAACAUUUCCAGUAUAUGUCUGUCUUAUUAAAAGCAUUUAUCAUAAUCACUAAUUCUAGUUUUAGGGUUGACUUUCUCUUUCUGAAUGGCUUCAUAAAGGUUUAUGUGAAUUUUGAAGACUUAAGGUACUAAUGAUUGUAUCUUUGCUGAUCAACAAAAUAUGAAAUAUAAUAUUCAUUGCUGGCGUCUGAUGUGUCAGUAAGUACAGAAAUAAGUAAGAUACAAAUAACCUUUGCAAACUUUCAAGCUGUGUAAUAUUCCAAUGUUGGGUUUUUUCUUUGUAAUAUAUACUUAAAUCAUGUAGGAUGUUGUAAAAUCAGUAUGACCUUGUCUAGUCUUCAAAGUUAAAAUAAACUUUUGAAAAUCUGGGAUACUAUUGAAGCAGUUGUAAUCAAACACAUUUGUAAGAACACACAGAUUGUCUGAAUGUGAAUACGCACUACUACAUGCUGGUUUACUUUUUCUUUGUACAGGAAAAUUAAAGAAGUACAGAAAAAGGAAAUCAAAAUAGCCUUCAAAUGUACAUUGAUAUCUGCCAAAUUGGCCUUUCCAAAAUUAUUAAAAUUUGUGCAUUUCUCCUGCUUUUA